CGGGUUUAGCUAAAUGUUAUUGUGUGUUCAUCUUAGCCAUGCAACCCAAACAUAACAUAGCUUGGCCAUGUAACAUCUACGCUCAGGCAUCAGCUUUAUAGUUCGGACUCGACAGGACUCGAUCAAACCAUGUCUGCAAACGAAGUGUUAGAUAGCUUGCAGAGGCGGCUUCAGUCAGCCAAUGCGCCGACGGUCGCGAGGCAUGCUGUGGCGGGAAUUUUCGCAACGCUUCGCAAACCUGCUACCAGUGCGGAGGCGCGAACUUCCGCCAUCUCGUUUUGCCUAUCUCGACCAAAUAAGGUGGUAAUUCAGGAAGCUGCUGAUCAGCUGCUAUCGCUCGCCCUAUCAGGAGGCAUCCCCACAGCGGAGACCGUGGAGGCGCUUCUCAGCGGCCUCUCCACGGCUGGUCCCUCCACCGCCCCGCCGCUAGCUGAUGCGCUGUGUCGCCUGCUGGUGGCCUCUGCCACCGCACCCGCUCCUCCUGUACAUCCUCCUCAGCAGCAACCCUACCAGCAGCAGCCCCAGCAGCAGCCCUCGCAGCCCCCGCCCCAACAGCAGCUGUUGUACCACCCCGGUCGGUGGACCUCCCACCCGCUGGUAUGUGCGCUGCUGGCCUGCCCCUCCGCCGCCACCC
Messenger RNA from Astrephomene gubernaculifera, 634 nucleotides. NCBI's taxonomy places the organism in Eukaryota, Viridiplantae, Chlorophyta, Chlorophyceae, Chlamydomonadales, Astrephomenaceae. The record is from the annotation of a GenBank genome assembly.